AUGUCAGAAGCCUCAGACUUGGUGAGGCAGAGGCAGACAGGGCAGGUGGCAGCUGUCAACAUCAACUACUAUGAUGGCCGCUACCAUGCGGCUGAGUCCGAGCGGCUCAGGAAGGCCAAGCUACAUGUGGAGAAGGCCAUUAAGGUGAGGGGUUUGAUUUCACAUGGCUCCGAGAUGCCACAUGCUUGCAUUUGUGCACCUGUGACUCAGGAGAGCUGAGCCAGAGGACUGCGGUGGCGCAGGCUGAGCUCGCUCCCCUCUGCACAGGAGAAGAAGAUCUUCGCAGUGCAGGGCCCUUAUCCCGUCAUCCGCCGCCUGCUGCGUGCCCGCGGCUGGGUGGAGAGGAAGCUGCUCCGCAAUGGCAGACAGCUGAAGCAGCAGCCUGGUGACCAAAAGAAACAGCACCGGAAGGAGAGGGCAAGCGGUGGCAGUGAUGAGCAGGUGGAGACAGUACAAAACCCACGUGGUGGGACACAGCCUUCCCUGGCCACCACAAAGCCCCUGCACCACCCGUGGCCACGCGAUAAGGAGAACGAAGGGGAAAGGGAAGACAUGAAGGAAGACAAAGAGCAGUGCUGUGAGGAUUCUGAUGACAUCCAUGACCUCAUGUCCUUCCUGGUGCGGGACCAGGUGCCAAACUUCCUCUGGACUAUUCGCCUUAGCACCAUUGACCAGAAGCUGCUGCCGAGGAUUGAGGUGGUGAACCGCUAUCCCCGGCUGUACGCGCUUUGCACCAAGGAGGGGCUGUGCCAAAGCCUGCAAAACUUGCCCUGGUUCGAGCAAGUAGACUUCAACACCUUUUUCCCCCGGUGCUACCGGCUGGGGAUCGAGGACGAGCAGGAAGCCUUCAUCGAGGAUUUCCGCCUGACAGCAGCUCGCAGUCUGCUCAAACUGGCCCUGCAGAAGGCCGGGGACAGGCCGGUGGGGACAGAGCAGCCCCCAAAAUCCAACAAGGUGCCAGCAGGGCCGUGCUGCCCGUAUCCCCAGCUGCUGGAGGAGGCCCUAGAGGUCUGUGGGCAGCACCUGGGUGUCCUGGGGCACCAGGACAUCGACAGGAACACCCCGUCACCCUGCCGGACAUGCAUCAACUGGGACCGCUUCCUGCACGAAUACUACCGUGUGGCACAUGAGGGGGCCAGGCUGGUGCUGGGCAGGGAGGAGCGGGAGCAGUGCCAGGACCUGCUGCAGUGCCUGGAGGAGCAGCUGCCGCAGCUCGGCAUAGAGGGCAACCUCAACGUCUGGAUCCUCAAGCCCAGUGCCAAAUCCCGUGGCAGGGGCAUCGUCUGCGCGACACGGCUGGAGGAGGUGCUGGAGCUGGCGCAGAAGUGCACGAAUCCCUCGGCACGGGUGUGCGAGUGGGUGGUGCAGAAGUACGUGGAGCGGCCACUGAUCAUCUUCAACACCAAAUUCGACAUCCGGCAGUGGUUUGUGGUGACUGACUGGAAGCCACUGACUGUCUGGUUCUACCAAGAAUGCUACCUGCGCUUCUGCUCCCGGCCCUUCUCCCUGUGUCACCUGGAGCCGGCCAGGCACCUUUGCAACGUCUCCAUCCAGAAGCGCUACAAAACAUCACAGCCAGACCCCCGCCUGCCCCCUGACAAGAUCUGGUCCAACAAGCAGUUCCAGGAAUACCUGGCACAGCUGGGGCAGGCGGAUGCUUGGCAGCGGUUGAUAGUGCCGGGCAUGAAGGCGGCAAUCCUGAACGCCCUGCGCUGCGCCCGGGACCAGGUGGGUUCCCGCAAGGGCAGCUUUGAGCUCUUCGGGGCCGACUUUCUCAUCGGGGAAGACUUCCGGCCCUGGUUGCUGGAGAUCAACUCCUGCCCCACCAUGAGCCCCUCCUCGGCGGUGACCCGCCGGCUCUGCGCCAACGUCCAGCGGGACACGCUGCGCCUCGUGCUCGACCGCAAGGACAACCCCACCUGUUCCAUCGGUGCCUUUGAGCUCCUCUACAGGGAGGCAGCUGUGGCUUCAUGUCUGACUGUGGGGCUGAAACUGCUGGUCACAGGCUGUUCUCUGAAGAAGGCCCGGCCGGCAAAGUAUGGAUCCCAGGACAAGAUCCCCACCACUGUACCCAGUGCUCCCCAGCUCCCUGCACCCUCAGGGGACAGAGCCACCAAGGUCCCCUGGUCCAGAGCGGCACAGAAAAAGCUGCCUUCUCUGGGGCCACAGAGCAGAUGCUGCCCACCCACGUCUGACCCUCCGGCACUGCCACAGCACCUGGACUGCUCUGCUGGGAACCAGGAGCUGCCAUGGCUCCUUCACCUGGUGGUUGGCCAGCCUGAGGAAGCCCAGCCCCAGGAAGCUUUGCCACUGAUCACCACUUGUCCUCGGGAUAGAGGGCCUGUGCCACCCCCCCGGGGAGCAACCAGGAGUCCCCCCUGGCAAUCUCCGGGCAGUUCUGCUGGGAGCCAGGAGCUGCCAUGGCUCCUUCACCUGGUUGGGCAACCCAACAAUACUCAGCCUCAGGAAGCUCAGCCCAAGGCAAUUCCGUCCUCAAUUGAUAGCCGUCCCCUGGACAGGUUGCCACUGCUCCAGGAAGCACACAGGAGGCCCUGUCGACCCCCGGGUUCCUCUGCAGGGAGCCAGGGAUUGCCACAGCGAAGUCAGCUGUGUGGGCAGCCCCAGGCCGCUCAGCCCCACAGAGUUCUGCCCCCGAUCAAUGCCCGUCCCCCAGUGAGGGGGCCUGUGCCACAACCCCGGCAACCCUCAGGCUGUGCAGCGGCUCCUGCAAGACUUCCUGUCAGGCCAGCGCACCUGCCUGUGCUGUAA
Molecule: messenger RNA, 2769 nt
Organism: Cinclus cinclus
Lineage: Eukaryota; Metazoa; Chordata; Aves; Passeriformes; Cinclidae
Product: tubulin tyrosine ligase 3-like
Exons: 10
Biological process (GO): protein polyglycylation; cilium movement; cilium assembly
Cellular component (GO): cilium
Molecular function (GO): protein-glycine ligase activity, initiating
Source: RefSeq, a predicted model, not a curated record